This is a messenger RNA of Guillardia theta CCMP2712, 996 nucleotides long. Its product is annotated as 26S proteasome regulatory complex, subunit RPN8/PSMD7. Gene Ontology annotation, biological process: proteasome-mediated ubiquitin-dependent protein catabolic process. Gene Ontology annotation, molecular function: protein binding; metallopeptidase activity. The record is from RefSeq and is a predicted model, not a curated record. Lineage: Eukaryota; Cryptophyceae; Pyrenomonadales; Geminigeraceae. The transcript has 12 exons. Bases 1 to 996 code for a protein of 331 amino acids. Gene Ontology annotation, cellular component: proteasome regulatory particle; proteasome complex.
AUGGCGAACCAGUCUUCGGGGCAGAAUGCGCCAGCAGCUCCGCCAUUGUUCCCUUCGUGUGCGAUAGUUCAUCCGCUGGUUCUGCUGUCCGCGACCGAUCACUACAUGCGAGUCGCCAAGGAUACAAACAAGCGCGUGGUUGGAGUGCUUCUGGGAGCAAGAGAGAUAGCGGGGGAGCGUGACUCAUGGAGGCUGUCUACCCACGAGAACCAGUUUGCGUUGCCUUUCGAAGAGGAUGAAAAUAAUCCCGGAAUCUGGUUUCUUGAUCACAAUUACUUGGAAAACAUGUUUGGAAUGUUCAAGAAAGUGAACGCACGUGAAAAGAUAGUUGGAUGGUACAGUACUGGUCCUAAAAUCAGAGCUUCAGAUCUUGAAAUCAACGAAGUCUUCAAGAAAUACACCAAGAAUCCAGUUCUGGUCAUCAUCAAUGUUCAGCCCAAGGAUGAGUUAGACAUUCCAACUGAUGCAUACAUCUCGAUCGAGGAAGUCAAGGACGACGGCACCCCUACCAGGAGAUCCUUUCAACAUCUCCAAAGUGAAAUUGGAGCGGAAGAAGCUGAAGAGAUUGGUGUAGAGCAUUUAUUGCGAGACAUCAAGGAUGCUUCAGUCAGCACCCUAGCCGAGCGUGUGCACUCAAAACUGAACUCUCUAAAAGGAUUGAAGGCUCGACUCGAAGACAUUCAUGCCUACCUGAAGCUUGUUGCCGAUGGAAGCAUGCCUGUAAAUCAUGAAAUUACGUAUCUCAUGCAGGAGGUGUUCAAUCUGUUGCCCAAUCUGAACGUGGAAGAGUUGGUCAGUCGUCAUGACUUCGAUCUGCAGGUCAUCUAUAUUUCCUCUUUGAUCCGUUCAGUCCUUGCCCUUCACAAUUUGAUCAACAACAAGAUCGCAUUGAAGGAUGCGGAGAACGAAUCUGCAGACGAUGCGGCCGGCAAAGAAAAGAACGAAAAAGACAAAAACUCCAAAGAAUCCUCGGAAGAGAAGGACAAGGUGAAGUGA